GCACCUUGAGUGAUGCCCAAGAAGUUCCAAGGUGAAAACACCAAGUCGGCUGCUGCCCGCGCGAGGAAAGCUGAGGCAAAGGCAGCAGCCGAUGCCAAACGCCAGCAGGAGCUGGAGGAUGCCUACUGGAAGGAUGAAGACAAACACGUGAUGAGGAAGGAGCAGAGGAAGGAGGAGAGGGAGAAGCGGCGGCUGGAGCAGCUGGAGCGCAAGAAGGAGCUGCAGCGUCUGCUGGAGGAGGAGGACUCGAAGCUGAAGGGGAAGUCGCCCAAGCAGGUCACUCCGGGCAAAGUCACCAGGGCUCAGAUCGAGGAGACGAUCAGGAAAGACCAGCAGCAGAAGGAGAACACGGACUCAGUGGAGAAGGAGAAGACUCACUUGGAGGUGCCCUUGGAAGAGAACAUCAACAGGAGGGUCCUGGAGGAAGGGUCGGUGGAGGCCAGGACGAUUGAGGAUGCCAUCGCUGUCCUCAGCGUUGCCAACGAUCUGGACCGGCACCCCGAGCGCCGGAUGAAAGCUGCCUUCACG
This is a messenger RNA of Pterocles gutturalis (yellow-throated sandgrouse), 528 nucleotides long. It is a transcript of the gene CCDC124, whose product is annotated as coiled-coil domain containing 124. Lineage: Eukaryota; Metazoa; Chordata; Aves; Pterocliformes; Pteroclidae. Gene Ontology annotation, biological process: transcription by RNA polymerase II. The record is from RefSeq and is a predicted model, not a curated record. Gene Ontology annotation, cellular component: nucleus. The annotation marks the transcript as partial. Gene Ontology annotation, molecular function: transcription coactivator activity. The transcript is spliced from 4 exons.